Carassius gibelio (silver crucian carp) is the source of this 4111-nucleotide messenger RNA. RefSeq names its product tumor necrosis factor ligand superfamily member 10-like. The coding region runs from base 180 to 1121 and encodes 313 amino acids. NCBI's taxonomy places the organism in Eukaryota, Metazoa, Chordata, Actinopteri, Cypriniformes, Cyprinidae. The record is from RefSeq and is a predicted model, not a curated record. Gene Ontology annotation, cellular component: membrane. Gene Ontology annotation, biological process: immune response. The transcript is spliced from 5 exons. Gene Ontology annotation, molecular function: tumor necrosis factor receptor binding.
CCACACACACACGCACGAAUAACCCAAGUCUACAGCAUUAUUUGUGAGCGCAUGCGAGUGUGGGACAGACUCGACCCUCCCACGGCCGCUCUGCGUCAACAAGGAGUUUAUUCAACGUCCCGUUGCUGAUUUCUAUUUGUUUGUCUCUAACCGCGUAUCCACUCAGUCUUAGGAAUGCCAUGGCUACUCAGAACAACCAGGAUUACUUCAGGUCGGUCAGCAGCGAGUCCACCAGAUACAUGAUGGUUCCGGCGAACAGCCACGGUCGAGACGCGCCGUCAAAGUUAUGGAUCGCGAUGGUGGUGAUCGUGGUGGUCGUGCUGCAGAUCGCUUCGACCACCGGACUCUUUGUCUACUUAAACAUGUCUUUAUCGCAGGUUAAAAAUCAGGGGGUUACAGAAGAGCUGCGGUGCUUGGGCUUGCUCAACGCCCUGGAUAAAGACCGGGACAUUCCCGAAGACCUGGCCCAAUUGUUUGGAGAACCUUGCAUCAAGCUGGCUGAGGGUAUCAAAGCCUAUAUUUCCAAGGUUACAGAUAGUAUCAUCUCCAAACAGGCUUUCCACGAAGCAAGAGCCAUACCUCAUUCAUAUAAUACAUCAGGGUCAAAGUUCAUGACCACAGUGACACAGCGACCGUCAGCCCACCUGACUCUUAGCAGCAUACCAGUUGGUGCUCAAUACUUCACCCCUCAACCAGACCUGCACCAGUCCUGCCGCCACCCUGUACGUUCCUGGGCCAACCAGAGCUUCGGCGCCCAUCUUCACAACAUGACACUGGCUAAUGGACGCCUUCGCGUACCCCAGGGUGGCCGCUACUACCUGUACUCCCAGGUGUACUUCCGCUACCCCUCUCCCAGCGAGGGUGAUCAAAACAGCGUGAGCCACCAGCUGGUUCAGUGCAUCUAUAAGAAAACCUCCUACCUGAGGCCGAUUCAGCUGCUGAAGGGAGUGGGGACCAAAUGUUGGGCUCCGGACGCAGAAUACGCCCUUCACUCAGUGUACCAAGGCGGCCUGUUUGAGCUGCAAGCAGGCGACGAGGUCUUUGUGUCCGUCUCAUCUCCAACAAUGGUGCAUGGUGAGGACUCUUCUAGCUAUUUUGGAGCUUUCCGUCUGGACCUGUAAGAACAUACCAGAGGAGCUAAACCAGGACUUAUCCCAUUGGGUGGAUAGUUUUGGGGCCGUGACCCAAAGAGAAAAGACUUCAUCGUUCAACUUCCCUUUCCUUAAGACUUCAAAUAUGUGAAGGAUGUGUGAAUGAGAGACAUUUCAGACAAGGUUAUUUCUUUUAAAGACAGAGGAAUGUAUGUAUAUUUCUACAGAUCACAUCUAAGAUGUGAACCUUUGAAACGGUAGCAAAAAAAGAAGAAGAGGAGAGACAAAAACUCACAUACAGUGAAUCAGUGCCAAUCGUGUAUAGGGUUUAACGUGUGAACCCGCUGGAGGGGAAUACUUUGUGAACAGCGGAUCUAAAACAGUUUUAAAAACCGAGAUAUGAGAAGAGAAUGAUGACAGCGGGAAUGUGGAGGAAUGAAAGAUGAGAGGGGAAGUAUGCAGCUCUGCCAGCCUCAAAGGAGCAUCCUGGCAGUGUGCAGGACUGUGGAAUUCUCCCCGUCCUGUCGGACCCGCGGAGCAACAUGCCCGGACAAGAAAAGGACCUAAAAAAAAAGUUCACACGCACACAUAAACAAAGAGGAAUUCAGCUUGUUGCAUAGAUCGCAUUUAAGAGCACUCACUUUCUUGAGCAUUUAUGGCUUCAACGCAUACAAAACAGCGAUAAGAUACAACACGCAUAUAUAUACACGUUUAGUCUGAGAUACAUAUCAUUUUUACAAGUCUCCCUCUGCUGUCUAGUCUGGGGUGCAGGAGGAAGUACUGUCAGGGAGGGACACACUGAGACACAUGCUUCCCAGCUCACGUGGUGCCAGACAUAUGAAAGCUUAAAUAAACACUACGCUACAUGGUUUGUUGAAAUGUCUCUGCCAUAUAAUGCUUCCUUUUUGUAGUGUGCUGUACACACAUCCAAAACCACUCUCCAAGUGGCCUGACAAGUGCCUCUUCUUAGUUGUACAUCCAUCUCUUUCUCUAUGUGGUUGUUUGGUUCAACCUGUGUAUAUAAGAUUGUAUUUAAUUCAAAAUCAUUAGGUUUGGAAAUGAAUGUAGAAGCGUUGUAAUGUUCUCCCAUGAAAAUGCCACAAAAUGCGCCUCACGCUGUAAAUGUAAUGUGGUGGCAUUCUCCAAAUGAAAUGUUUUUUUGUGAGGGAAAAGUGUUCGAAGUAGGAGUGGGUGAGGGUGAUUUUUUUUUUUCACCGUAAAUGAUUGAGUGCUGUCACAGUGGUGUUUCUGAGAGUGAGAACAAACACUCGCUUGGGAUUCAUUGUAAACCCCGAGCAUGUUUUCUUCUCUCUGGACUCUGCCCCAGUUUUUACUGAUAAAGUCAGUGAGGCCCCUGCCAAGACAGUGCCUUAAAUCACAUCAUACAGCGAGAGCGAACGAGCCAAGACUCUUUGUGGCAUUUAACUAUGUUCAUAAUAUUAGUUAUACCACACAUUACAAAACUUAAUUCUGUCUGACUCUUAUCUGCAGUUAGUCUGGAUUAGGAAAUUUGGAUGUUGAAUCAAUCCAAAACUAAUUAUUCUUCAGCAGGUUAAUGCUUUUGGCGCAAGUGCACUUCUCUCAACUGGUAUAACAUGCCGCAAUGGCAAAAUCUCUCUAUACAGGGUGCUUUUUUUAUGUUUUAAGGGAAUAUGAUGUAAGAAAGCACUAGACUUUGAAACCUCCGGUCUCAUAGACGAGGCUUAAACCUAAAAUGCAUGUCUGGGCUGUUUUAACUGAAAAUAAGUUGCACUGACUGAUCUUAAAAUAUGUCAGAUUCAUUGUUUUAUCUCAAGAUGCACAGUAAUGUUUUUAUCUAAGGCAUAUUUCUAAAAACUACUUAAAUGUCCUAAUUGAAUAAUGGCCUAACCCUGGUUUAACCCAAGCCCUGUCUGUGAAACCGGGUCUGUAUGUGUGAGUGCUUUGGGUUGUCGUUAUGCACUGAUCGGAGACCACACUCAAUCUAAACACUAAGUUUAAUCAUGUUUAGUGAGGUUCAAAGUAUGUUUUAGAUCAGUGUUGAAGUUAGAUAUGACCUCAUCAGUGCUUAUCACCCAUCAUUUCGCAGCCCAGUGAGACUUGCUCUGCUUAGCAAAAACAUUUUGUCAUGACGUUCCAAACCUGUACGACUUUCUUCUGUGGAACAAAAAAGGAACUAUUUUUUAAAAUGUUUGUGUGUUGGCAUUGAAAUUCAAUGGGUUCCAAAGCAACACUGGGCUCCGGGAGUCCAGUGCAAAAGAAAAGCUAGUAAGUCAAACAGGUUUGAAAUGAGGGCGAGUAAAUGGUAGAACUUUCAUUUUUGGGUGAACUUUCCCCAAAGGAGUCUAGAUAAUCCUACCGAUUUCGCACUAAGCGAGCUCAUUAUCCCAGUCAAUCUGCUCCAGCCCGCCCAGGGUCUUGUGUGAGUGUGCACGUGUGUAUACAAGUUGAAAUAUGUAGCUAUCAGUUCAACACAGGGGUCAUAGUGGAGUGAGGGGUGGCCAGGAAAGAGAAAUAUGGCUGAAUUCCAGCGGCUCUAGAUGAAUUACAGCAGGACUUGCCCUCUGAACCACAAAGAACCACAGCGUGAACUCAGAAGACAAAUGUACGUUAGGUGCGUACAUAAGAGUGUGUUUGUUUUUGAAUUAAAUGCUUGACUGGUUUCUAAACCAUGGACGUGAUGGUUUGCAUACUUUUCGGAGGCUUUACGGGACUGCUGUGAAAAACUUGAGCGGGGCAGAACAGUGAAAUCCAAUGAGCAGCGUGAACUGUUAGUUAAAAACAAACGGGCUAUUGUAUUUCCUUUUCCACAGAGAGUUUGUUAUUUUCUUUGUGAUUGUUAAAUUCUCUGACCACCAAUCUGUGGGACUGUUUUCCAUUUAGAAAAAAGAUGCUAUGCACUGUUUACCAAAGUUGCAUCUCUAUCUUGGUAAGAAUGUACAGAUAUCUCUCGCACUCUCCCUUUAUUGAAUCAUUUUACAGUGUCCUUAAAACAUAAGUUCGAGGUGUCAUUUUUAACAAUUAAAGUGCCUUUUUUUGAA